AUGUCACCAGCUUCUGAAAAUGUGAAAGUCUGUGUGCGUUGCCGCCCCAUGAACGAAAAGGAGGAACAAUGCCAGUGUACAGUGGUCGUUGAGGUUGACGAGGGAAGUGCUUAUGUAGCCUUGAGGAAUCCUAAUGGGAAAGAUAAUGAGCCUCUGAAAUCAUUUACAUUUGAUUAUGUAUUCGGUUUCAUCAGCAAACAACUCGAUAUUUAUAAUAAAGUUGCUCGUCCGGUUGUGGAGCAGGUUUUCGAGGGGUACAAUGGUACAAUUUUUGCUUAUGGCCAAACUGGAACGGGCAAAACGUUUACUAUGGAUGGCGUUCGUACGGUACCGGAAUUACGAGGAAUAAUACCAAAUUCUUUUGCACACAUAUUUGGACACAUUGCGAAAGCAGAUUCAAAUUCAAGAUUUCUUGUUCACGUAUCAUAUCUUGAAGUUUACAAUGAGGAGGUCAGAGAUUUAUUAGGAAGGAAUCAACAUGCGAAGCUUCAAGUGAAAGAACGGCCUGAUUGUGGAGUUUACGUGAAGGAUCUUUCAACCGUCAUGGUCCAUUCACCAAAUGAAAUGGAAAAGCUUAUGAACCUUGGGAAUAGAAAUCGUUCAACUGCUGCUACAAACAUGAAUGAGCACAGUUCACGCUCCCACGCAAUUUUCUCAAUCACCGUCGAGACUUCUGGGCUCCUUGAGGGCGGAAAGCAGAUGAUUCGUCAGGGAAAGUUACAUCUCGUUGAUUUAGCGGGCUCAGAAAGACAAUCCAAAACCGGAGCCACUGGGCAAAGGUUACAAGAAGCUAACAAAAUAAACCUCUCUCUCACUACAUUGGGUAACGUCAUAUCUGCGCUUGUCGAUGGCAAAUCAACUCAUGUUCCUUACAGGAAUUCCAAACUUACUAGACUUUUGCAGGAUUCACUUGGUGGAAACUCGAAAACUGUCAUGAUUGCAAACAUUGGGCCCACCGAUUAUAAUUACGAUGAAUCACUAAGCACUCUCCGAUAUGCCAAUCGGGCGAAAUCGAUUAAGAAUAAUGCCAGAAUAAAUGAAGAUCCAAAAGACGCUUUGCUUCGUCAAUUCCAGAAAGAAAUAGAAGAACUACGGGCACAGCUUACCAAUGGUAUUGUUCAUCUAGACAAACCCAGUGAAGGCUGUGCAAUGGAACCGACUGCUGUCAGUCCGCAAGGUGAAAAGUCGAAUGAGCAAAAGGGCACAGAAAUGAAGUUAACCAAAGAACAAAUCAUGGAUAUCAAAAACUCGAUUGACGCGGAUCGCCAAAAACUUGAGGAACAAAAAGACAUGGAAGUUGAACAGAGAGAUAAAAUCAAGAAACGGUUGAAGGCAAUGGAGUUGGAGUUGUCCAGCGCAAAGAAGGCACAGGUCGAUAUCGCGAGUAGGAUGAAGGCCUUAGAAAAGCGCAUCAUUGUUGGUGGCGAAAACCUCCUCGAGAAGGCUGAGGCGCAAGAACGGCUUCUGGAAAAAUCGGCGCACGAGCUCCGCAUACAGGAAGAGCGGGCCCAAAAGUUGAAACAGAGGCUUAAGGAAAAGAAAGAGGAGCGAAUUAAUAUUGAAGAGAAAUACAAUUCAUUGCAGGAGGAGGCCAUUGGAAAGCGCAGGAAGCUCCAGAAACUCACCACAAUGUACCUGCAAGUAAAAGCCGAACUGGAGGAUUUGCGAUCUGAGUACGCACGCGAGAUGGAAGACCUAGUGGACAACGUCCGUCAACUAAAUCAUGAAUUUCAACUGCAAACCUUAAUUAUCAACCAUUUCAUUCCCAAGCCAUUUCAGGUGCGUUAG
This is a messenger RNA of Mesocestoides corti, 1788 nucleotides long. Lineage: Eukaryota; Metazoa; Platyhelminthes; Cestoda; Cyclophyllidea; Mesocestoididae. The record is from the annotation of a GenBank genome assembly.